ACCGAGCGACGGAGAGCUGCGCACAACAUGAGGCCCUCAGCAUGCUCGUCGCGCCCGCUCGCCUUUGGCUCCACCCUCGCUAUUCUUCUUUCUUCCGCAUCCGCCCGUAAUUUCACUCAAGCACCGUCGCCGAACAUUGAUCUCUCUGGCCUCGGCCGCGUCGCUCUAGCUGGCGACUUCGACUCAAUAUCUCUUUACACCUACGAAGGACAAAAUCAAAACGCAAACUUUGGCAAUGGCAGUCAAUACCUCUUCUCCGAGUAUCCCGAUGGCUCAUUCCAAAGUCUUGCCCUCGCCGAUGCAUACAUCACUACCAUGUGCCCAUUCGUCAGCCAUGGUGCUCUCCAGGGUGUCGUCGUAGGAGGCAACUUCACCAGUCUGGGCGGCGUCCCCGCUCAGGGAAUUGCUCUAUGGAACCCGAACACGACCAAAAUCACCCCUCUGGACGGUCUCUCCGGUUCCGUGUCGGCCGUGUAUUGCGACGACGAAUCUUCUACAGUCUAUGUUGGAGGCACUUUCACCGGAGGCAAUUCGUCAAACGCCAUUGCCUGGACUACUGGUUGGACAAAUCUUCCUUUUGCUGGCUUCAACGGUCCCGUCACAUCCAUCGCCAAGAGCUCCAAUGGUUCCAUCAUCUUUGGCGGUUCUUUUGAAGGUCUAGGCAACACAACCACCCCCACAAACAGGGACGUUCAGGUUAUCAAUCUUUCUGCUGGAAACAUUACCUCUGGUGCCUCGACUUCGACCUCUGGAUUCAGCGAUCCCCGCAACAUCAUUUGCCAGACUGGUGACGAUUCUGCUGGAAACGCAUGGCUCCUCGAGGACAAUACUCCUGGUUUCUGGAGAGGUUCAUUUGGCUUUGGUUUCAAUCCCACAAAGCUGCGCCUAUACAACACCAACCAGGAUGGCCGUGGAACCAAAACCUGGCGCUUCACUGCUUUCCCUAUCAACGGUAUCAUGAACUUCACCUACACGGACGAGAGCGGUGGCCUUGCCUCUUGCACUGCCAACUGCCCUCUGCCUCAAGGCAACACUUCAUACCAGGAUUUCCACUUUGUCAACUCUGUCGGCAUGAACGACUUCCGCAUCGAUAUCUCUGCUUGGUACGGCGCUGGUGGUGGCUUGAGUGGUAUCGAGUUGUUCCAAGACGACAUCUACGCAUUUGCAAUCUCCGAUUUCAAUGAGCCCCGUUGCGACAGUGUUAGUACCACUGGUGCCAACUCGACUGCUACCGGUCCUUGGGUGCAGACUCCCUCGGGUCUUAGUACGUCCGAUUAUCUUACCGCCUCGUUGAACAGCAGCGUCACCGCCAAUGCCAACGCUGCACAGGUCGUGUUCAUGCCCGACAUCAAGCAAUCUGGAAACUACUCGGUCACUCUGUACACUCCGGGCUGCCUCCAGGACGACACUUGUUCGUCUCGCGGCAUUGUGAACAUUACCGCAUCCAUGACCACAGAGGAAGGCGCUGUCGCUACUACUCUGUACCAAACAAACUACUACGACAAGUACGAUCAAAUCUACUACGGCUACGUAGAUGCUGCCUCCGACUCUUUCCGCCCAGAGGUCACUCUGACUCCAGUCGCUGGCCAGAAUGCUCCUCUGACUGUCGUGGCACAGCGCGUUCGCUUCGAGCUGGUCACCUCAACAGGUGGUCUGAAUGGCCUUUACGAGUACGACCCCAAUGUUGCCACUGUCAACACCGACUUUUCCGCUUCCAAGGUUGACUCUGCUGCCAUGUCGCUGGAUAUGGGCGCCAAGAUCAACGCUCUUGCUGUAUACAAAGAUGUGACCUAUGUCGCUGGCAACUUCUCGAACGGCGACAUUCACAACAUCUUCAGUAUUGGCAGCGGAAAUGCCACCUCGCUCCCUGGAGGCGGACUCAAUGCUGUGGUACGCACCAUGUACCAGAACGAGUCUACCAUCUAUGUUGGUGGUAAUUUCACCAACACUGUGACAGCUCAAACCUCUGGUCUCAACGGUAUUGCUGCUUUCUCCGUUGAUGACAACUCAUGGAAGGCACUUGGCGCUGGUGUGAACGGUCCCGUGUGGGCAAUUGUUCCUCUACAACUGAACAUUACUGGUAAAGAUCAAGAAACCGUUCUCGCUGUGAGUGGUGCCUUCACCAGCGUCAACGCUGUUGGUAGCAAUGCCACCUACUCUGCUAAGGGUUUCGCCGCUUGGGUACCUUCUCGGGGCAACUGGCUUCACAACUUGGCGAAUGCAACUGUUGCCUUGAGCGGCGGCUUGCUGGCGCAAACUGAAGUAGCCAACUACGGCCAACUCCUCGCCGGGUCCCUCGUUGCUUCGCAGAUCGGCAUGGGUGAUGCAGUCGCCCUGAGUGGCUCUGGUCGUCCUAACCUUUCGCCGCUUGGUAUCUCCAUCUCUCCUUCGCAGCAGUCUUCCAGCAUGCGCAAGAGAGCCGCUGACAGUCAGAAUGUCACUGGUGUCGCUACUGGCUACUUCUACCUUGAGAACGGCAAGAACAUGACCAUUCUUGGAGGUCAUUUCACUGCCAACUCUUCUGCUGGAACCACCAUUGACAACCUUCUCAUCAUCGAUAACACCAACGGCCAGAAUGUCAUUGGUCUUCCCAGCACUAUUGAUGCAGACUCGACUGUUCUUGCUCUCGAAGUUCGUGAUACUAGUCUCUUCGCUGGCGGCUCAAUCACUGGAACAGCCAAUGGCGACAACGUUAAUGGUCUCCUUGUUUGGGAUCUGUCGAAGAAUGCGCUCGCCACCAGCCAGCCCGCAGCACUCGCCGGCAAUUCUGUCAUUGUCAACACUGUCGCAGCACAGCCUGGUUCUUCCAAUGUCUUUGUUGGAGGCAACUUUGAGAACGCCGGCUCCAUGUCCUGUCCUUCGUUCUGCAUGUACGACACAUCGAGCGGACAAUGGAUGNCCCCCGCAUCUGGCUUGAGUGGUACCAUCAACGCCAUGACCUGGAGAUCUAACAAUCAACUGAUCGUGGGUGGUGAUUUUACCAUUGGCGGCAACCACACCAGGCUGGCUCUCUACGACUCCAAGAAGCAGACUUUCACCGAUUUGGGCGCUUCAGCCAAUCUGCCCGGCGCCGUCACCUCCAUGACACCGGCUAAUCCCAACUACGAUGCUUGGUGGGUCGCAGGUACUGCAAACAAUGGAUCCUCGUUCUUGCAAAAGUAUGAUGGUACCAACUGGCACUCUGUCACUGGCCUCGGUUCCGCAACCAACAUCAGAGGUCUCCAAAUCAUCUCUCUCACCCAGAAGCAUCAGCUGAGCGACCUUGUUCCCUCAAACGAAGUCUUGUUGCUGACCGGUUCCAUUGAGCUUCCUGACAAUGGUAACGCCAGCGCUGUGUUGUUUAACGGAACCACUUUCCAACCUUUCGUCCUUACUACAACCGCAAAUGGUGGACAAGGAACUCUGAGCGGCAUGUUUGUCCAAAACCCCAGCAACUUCCUGAGCUCCAAGUUCCUGAUCGGCCUUGCAAUCGCUUGCGCCCUGACGUUCCUGCUGGUUGUCAUCGGCAUAUUAGUCGAACGACACCGUCGCCGCAGACAGGGUUACGUGCCCAUGCCUCAGUUGAGACCGGAUCAACAUGCCAAUCUGAACAGGAUCCCGCCGGAGAGUUUGUUCGGCACGUUAGAGAAACGUGACACUGCACCUCGGGUGUGA
This is a messenger RNA of Aureobasidium uvarum, 3654 nucleotides long. The record is from the annotation of a GenBank genome assembly. NCBI's taxonomy places the organism in Eukaryota, Fungi, Ascomycota, Dothideomycetes, Dothideales, Saccotheciaceae.